GUUGAUCCAGGUCGCCCGCCACCUCGCCACCUUUCGGCUUCAAAUCCUCAUGUAGCUCGUCGAACCGGGUCGGUGUAUUCCCAAACAGGCCAUUUCUUUCAUAGUCAUCCCCAAACCACCUUCCCUCAGAGCUUAGCUCUUCUCCGGGCUUAGCAGACAUGCUUUUAUUUUCCUGUUAUCGGACAGAUUCAGCGGCGGGCACCAGGCUUGUUCUUCUCUGCCGUGUACCGGGAGUAGACUGUAAAUGAGCGGUUAGCGGAAACUGGUUCCAAACAAUGCGGUUUCUGCACUGGCUUCUGUUUACUGAGCCUGGGGUUUGUGGACGCCACAGAUGAGGAGGGGAGGUCCGUCGCUCGCUCGGUCGGUCGGGGAGCAGAGCAGAAGGAGAGGAGUGAGGUUGAUUGUUUUAGUUCACUGCUCCAACGCUGACGUCAUGGUGUCCGCGAGGCUCAGGGUUGGCACUUUUAUUUGGGGCACGUUCACAUUUCAAACGCGUUUAAAUAAAGUUUGCUGAAAUGUUUGACAGUGGCGAGGUGAAUGGCGGAGAAAAAAACGUAUUCGGUGAGGUAAAACAGGCGACCGUGACUUAACAAACAGGGAAAAGUCAAUUAUAAUUGAUUGACUUCAAAUACGGCAUGAAUUCGUCAAGGAAAACGGUGCUUCCACAUCAUUAAGUCGGAUUAAAUGUGUUUUGAUUAAGAAACACGAUUACUACAAUGUUGUUUUAUAACAAAAUUGUCCGUAAAAUCGUUCCAAAGUGUGUCUCCCACGUUUUUGUGGAAAUAUAUAUUGUAGUGUGGCGCCUUCGUGUGGUAGCUCGAAGUAUGAACAGUGUCGCAAAACUUUCAACGGCUCCUUAGCAACCAGACGUCAAGUGCCUGGAUACAGACAAACUCCAAACAUUGCUGAACUCCGACGGGCAACAGCGUCUGCGACUGAGCCGAACAAAGCGUAUAUUUCAUCAUGGAAAUAGGGUAAAUUAAUUUAAAGCGUUAAAUUAAUGCUCCAAGGAAAGAUCAAGUGAUUUACAAACAUCCGUGUAUCUGUAGGCUUACCUGAUGUUGGCUAACUGGCAACAAAACUAGAGAUUCGCAAAAUAAGCAGUAGGCUAAUGUGUGUCCGCUGGAAACCUCAGUUAUGUUUCUAUGUUUACUUUAUGACUACGACUUUUUUGUUUUCCUUCCAAUAGACCGUGACAGUAAAGAUAUAUACCACAAGGGAAAAGCUUAAGAUAAAACAAAUAUGGCCCAAAUUGAGAAACAAAAGCAACGUAGUGAUGAAGAAGUUGUCAAAAAGCUGGUAAGUAUGUGCUAAACUUUGGUAAAAUUAUAAUUGGCAUGGGUUAAUGCUCAGUUUUUAGGCUGUUGCCUCCAAAAAAAAUCACCCAGUAUUAUAAUUAUUGUUUCUAAAUGGGUAUAAUUCAAGUAGGUCUGUUACAUUAUCUUAUUUUCUCUUUGUAGUGCAUGGCCAAUGGGAUAUCCUAUGAAAAGACUGUUCGAGAGGGAAGCAACAUCAGCACCUUGAAGAUGUUUUUCUCUGGUUUUCCUCGUAUAGUUGGGCUCAACUUCUUCCCUAAGCUGUGUACGCUCACUAUAGUGAGCCAAAACAUUAAAUACAUUGAGGGACUCGAGUGCUGUCCAUUGCUGCAAGAACUCUGGAUAGCAGAGUGCAACCUGACAGUAGGUUCACCACAGCCCCCAACACAUUAAAUUGUGGGAACUUGCAAUGUACUACCUUUACUGAGUGACCUUCUCUCAUUGUGUUCUCAGUCCUCCUCUUAUACUACAAGCAAAAACAUUUUUUUCAUAGCCUAACUAAAACAUCCUAUUGCAUAUGUAGAAAGUAAAAUAGAUGUCAUAUACUAUAUUAAUUCUUACCAACUUCUUUUUUUUUAGGAAAUAUCCGGACUACAGGAAUGUCUGCAGCUGAAGAAGCUCUACCUUUAUGAUAACCAGAUUUGUGAAAUAAAGAAUUUACAGUCACAGAUUGACCUAGAAGUCCUGUGGCUCAACAAUAACUGCAUUAGUCAGAUACAGGUUUGAACUGUAGUAUUUGAAUUCUUAUUAUAGAUGUGUUUUUGCAUCUUCAUCAAGAGGUCAGUUAUGUAAGUUACAUUUUCUCAAUUUUAAUCACUUUUUCUACAUGGUUUGUAAUCAUAGGGCCUGAACUCACUUCCAAAUCUCAAAGAACUAAACCUUGCAGACAACAGCAUUGAAGAGAUUGGUAGGUUUUUUUUUCUUUUUUAAUUGUCUGCUUUUUAUGAGCCAGCUUUGAUUGAGAUCCAGUGAAAUGUUUGAAUAGAGCAAUAAUCAAAUAUCUUCCAAUAACUUAAUUUAAGGGCAUAGCCUUGAGCAUAAUGUCAGCCUUCAGAAUCUUAAUCUCUCCGGGAACAAGAUCACCUCCUUUAAGGUAAGAUUAAAAAACAGAAAUAUGCUUUUGUAAAUGUUUUCCUGCUUAUUUUCAAAAAUGUUAUUAAAAUCCUUGGUCUGAAGAAAGGGCCUGUCCCAAUUCUUGUAAAAUGUCAGGGUCUCAGCCAGUUCAAAUUUUCAAUCAAGUCUACAAUGAGCUGGCUGCACAAGACUUUCAUUGAGUUAUUGAGAAGGAUAAUUUGAGUUUUUUGUAAUUCUUGAUUGAAUAAUAUUCAUUCACAGUUACAUCCAUUUAAAAAGUUAUAAAAUGCUUUCUUGGUGUUUGUUAACUAUACAUUUGAGAUGUAAACUGUAGCUGACACACUCAUUCAGAGUUUACUCUGAGUCAUGUCUGGUUCAGGGUCACCCCCCAAAAAAAAAUAAUAAUAGUGUUGUGGCUACUGUUGAUUGGAUGAACACCUCAGAUCAAAUUAAUGCAAUCGACCUUUUGUCUAGACCCUGCAUUCCUUGUUUCCCUGUGUGCUAACCCCCUUUGGCUUUAAAGAUAGCAGUAAUUGUCACUCCACGCACUGAGUCCUCAGAAGGUUACAACUACCAAAAAGGAGAGCUUGGCUUGUAAGGACACCUAUCUAACAAGAAACUUCCUUUUGUGUACAGUCCGCAUGACAGAAGCUGCAGAAAAUUUGUCGAGCUCUGUAGUUGCCUAUUCACAACACAAAAAAGGCUUUUCAUGAUUGUUAGUUAUCUUUCUUUUUACAACAAUUCAAACAGUAACAUCAUCAAGGCAAAACAAUCAAAUGUGGACUUAAGUGUAAAUACCUGAAUGAAGGCUAAUUGCAUUUUUGAUUAGCAAGGUAUUUCAUUGUGCAUGAAGUCAUGUUAAGAAACUGCUCUCUGGGCUCUGUUGUUGUUAUAGGAGUUGACCAUGCUUACCUGCUUACCUGAUCUAAGAGAACUGGCACUCAGUGACCGCACAUCCACCCCAAACCCAGUGUGUCAGCUGUUUAACUAUGACACACAUGUUCUGUAUCACAUGCCAGGCCUCCAGCGACUGGACAUGUACGAUGUCUCAAGCAAGAAAAUCAAAAAAGCAGCUGAGGUACGGAGCAGACCAACAGAGAUCCAGUGUAACUUUAAAACUCCAAAAACAGUCACUGAAAUAAUCAAAGUUCUGUUUGAGGGGACACUCUGAAUUCUUUUGGUUGAUAUAGAUAAAUGAUUUUAUCAUUCUUUUUAUAUUUUCAUGAACAUUUUUUUGGCUAACAACAAAAGGUUACCCUGCUAUUUAUGGUUCCAGUGUCUAGAUACAAUGUGAGUUAUAUAUGAACAUCCAAGACGAAAUUCAGAAGCAUGUUCAUCAAAAGUUCAGUCAUCAUGUAAUGGUAGUUUUGUUAUAUCUUUGAUUUUUUUUCUUUUAGUCUACAGUAAUGAAGAAAAUGAUGUACUACAACAUGCGUGUUCGUACUGCUCGGAGAAACUUUGCAGAGACUCAGCACAGUUUGAUGGAGAGGAAGAAAACAAUGUUACAGUUACCGGGAGAAUGCAUAAGAACAAUCAAUCAUGCCAUUAAAAAUGUAAAUACCCUGUUUAAACUCUCUAAAAAAAAAACAUAUAUAUAUAUAUCAUCAUAUCACUGCUAUAUAUUUGUAAAUAUAUAUGUAUAUAUAUAAUAUAUAUACAGUAUAUAUAUACAGUAUAUAUAUAUAUAUAUAUAUAUAUAUAUAUAUAUAUAUAUAUAUAUUUACAAAUAUAUAGCAGUGAUAUGAUAUAUGAUAGUAAUUGUUAAGACAGGUCAUUAAUGUAUUAAAUAUUGUACAAGAUUAAGAGAGCUUUUUUUAUUUUGCAUGCAUACCCAGCUCGAACGGGAGCUCUCCCAGGUGAUGGCUGGUUGUGGGAAGUCUGCCUGCACAUUUGAAGACAAACCUUUCCUCCAUGCUAAAGAUUCAACAGACAGAAGUGACUCACCCAUUGAUAUUAGUCAUGACCCUACUAUGGAGCACAAGAUACUCUGCAAGAUUGAAGCGCUGCAAGAGAGAAUGGCACUAUGGAUGAGGAGAAUGGAUGAGUCCGUAUAUUUGAAUAUGUUUCAGAUAGAGUCUUAUUAUGUUCUAUGCUACUUAUUUACUAUAUUAUUGCAUCUGAUAUAACAAACAGCUGUACUGUCAGUACGUGAUAUUCCUUUUUCUCCAAUCAGGAUUGAGGCCUGGUUCCAGAGAGAUCUGGCCCAAGCUACCCGUAUGAUGGAAUACACCAUCCAGUUUUUGUUAAUGGAGCUAGAAAGUGUUGGAAAUAUUCGUUUAGAAGAGGGCUGCUCCACGGACUCUUGGUACAUCAUUAUAUCACACAUCAUGAUUCAAAUACAACCACCAUGAAACUGACAACUGGAGGACAAAAUGUAACACAUGACUCUACGUUGUAUUCCUCACAGGUUUUCCUCUUGCCGUGCACUACUGCUAUCAUGUUUCUCCUGCUCAGACUUUAUGAUUUAUGGCAUCACUGGCAUCAAGAUCAAUAAAGUGAUCCGCAUCCACAACAGAGCUCUGAAGCUUCGCUUUGAAGACAGAUUUCACGCCUUACUAACCAGCGAAGAGUCUCCAUCCUUUUCACAGUAAGUUAAACUAGAUUGUGAUAGUAACUGGUAAUUACUUUGUUUUUUUUCAUAGAUAAUCAACGAAAGAUUUUAUAGUGUUGUUAUUGUCAUUGUGGCAGUCACAGGACCAUGUUUUAUGUUCAACCCAAACUUUUUUAGAAGGAACUACAGACAUCAGCUGGAUUACUUAUUCUACGCGACUGAUCCUGGAGAAGAUAAUGAGAGGGAGAAAAUUUUGAGUAUUCUAGAGAAAGGUUUUAAAACGGCUGAACCCCAUAAGGUGUGAAUACCUAAAACUUUACCAGAUGUUUGUUUCAGAGCACGCUGUCUCACAAAAUUCAACCCAUUAGCAGAAAAUUAAUUCCACUAAGCAUGAGCUAGUUGGUCACUGAAUACCUAUACAGUAAUACAAUGAAAUGAGUUUGUAAAACCAAAAAAGAUCUUUUUUCUUUUGCUUUUUAAUUAGCAGAAUGCAGUUAAAAAUACAAAGCAACAUUAAUCUAUCAAUAUGACAUUGACUCAGAAGUCUGAGCUGUGUUGUUUGCCCAGCAAACUCUUUAGUUGUUUGCUUCUGUACAGAGAAAACUGAAUGUGAGGAUUUUGUAAUCUUUUCUUUGUUUGUUUUAUUUUUACAUCUCUGACUAAUCAUGCUGAUGUGCACAACUAGUCAUUGGGGAUAGAAGGUGCUAUACCUUUAUCAAACAGCCUGAUUGUGACUGAACAGCCCAGAAUUGAACAUGCACUGCAGCAGGCCAGCCAAGGAGAGACACAGCACAGUUCAGACACAAUCCCCUUUAGAUAUGGUGAGUUAUUUUUGCUCAUUGUUACUGUUAAGUCUGCAUAUUGUGACUACUGUUCAAAGUUUGUAUAGGUAAUGUAUGUAUAUGAAUAUAUGUUUUUCUUUUCCAAAGGUUGGAUAAUUGUUUCAAAAGUGUUUGUGGGCCACAGCAUGCCUAUCAAAAAGGGGGAACUGCUGGAGAGAAGCAGCUAUUCCAAAUUGUACUCAGUGUAUCGCAAUGUGAAUGCCAAGCAAACAACUGCAACACAUGAAGGUAUACAGUGUAUCACAAUGCAUCAGAAAUCAGUUUUAUUCAGCCUGUAUUCAAACAACAAUGUUGCAUCUUUGUCUGUUUUGAUUCAGAGAUACCUCCCUCUUCAAAAACACACACUGGUUCCGAGUGCAGUCCCCGACAAAGACAAUGGUUUGUGUUUGACCGUGAGCUUGUUCUGCCUGAGUACAUCAUAUUUUUUGAGUACAUCACUGGGGUAAGAAAAUAACUGGUUCUGCUGAAUGUUUUCAUCAUGUCCAAAAAUCAAACUUUUGUUUGAGGCUGCACUCAAGAAUCUCAACAGUAAAAUAAAUCACAGACUUUCAGUUUGAGCAGAAAACAAGAUGGUAAAAAGAUUUUGAUCACAGAUGUCCUGAUUUUUAGACCUUUGCUCUGGUUUUAACAACUUAUCAAACUAACCACAAAUUUGUUAUUUGUUAGGAUACAGAACAUUCUGCACCAGGCCACAUCCCAGUAAAAGAUGGUACGCCUUCCAACGAUAUCAUCCUGGACAAGGAAGUCUUAAACAUGGAACCUAUGCUGAAACCAUUACCCAAAUUGUUGAGUUUGGAUGAAAAAACCUUGCUCAGCGUGGCCAGAGCCAAUGUCCUCAGUCAGAUUACUGUAAGCACUAUGUUUUUUUUUAAUAGAGAAAUUCAAACCAUAGCCUCCUGAAACACUGAAAAAAGAUUUUUUCUAUUGUAUUGAUUCUUAGGUGCUGAACCUACAUGGCAACAGUCUGAGUAAAAUAAAGGAGAUUUCCCACCUCACAGCUCUGAGACACCUCACCAUCAGCUUCAAUAAGUUCACACACUUGUAUGACAUUUCUCACAUGGUAAAUCAUUAUUAUUCAGCUUGAAUUUCUUGCCACAUUUAAAUUGCUCAGUUGAAUGCAUUAUAUUGAAAUAAGGCUAAAUAAAGGAAAUAAUUCCACAUUAAUUGUCUCUUAUACCUAAAAUGCAGCCAAACCUUGAGUUUCUGGAUGUCAGCUAUAACCACCUUGUGACUCUGGAAGGGCUACGGGGGUUGUCACGGCUCAAACAACUUGACGUACGCUGGAACGAGUUGACCAAGGCCAGAGAGGAUUCAGCAGUGUUGCAAAAACACACGCCAGCCUUGCUGAGGCUUGACACCCGAUACAACCCCUGGACUAAGGUGUGGCCUCUGAUUCAACAGAACAAAACAGACACAUGCUGAACAAAAAUAUAUUUGGUGAAGUUUCUUUUCUUCUUUUUAGCCUGAAACAAUCCGAAAAAACAUAUUGGGCUGUCUGACGACCCUCACACACCUAGAUGAUGUGAUGGUAGGAGAGGAGGAGGCUGCUGAUGCUGUUCAAAUGACUGUGGGAUCUAAAAUCAACAAGGUCAAGAUCUGAAAAUCUGCACUGACUGCUGCACAGUACUGCAUAAUGGAACACAGAUCUUAAAACUAGAACAAUAGAAAAUAAACUUGUUAAGCUUUCAUGAUAACUCGUAAGAAUUACUCCUGCUAGCACAUCCACAGUUUCAAUCCAAAGAAUUUACUAUAUUUCCAGGCAUCAUUUCUGGUUCACUCGCGCACCAGCAAUGACCGGCCUCGGAGUCUCAGCCUGCUGUCAACAGCCCAGCUUUUGUGUCUACUCAGUCCUGCAAACUGGAGAACUGACAUAGAGCUGGAGCCAGAUUGGACUGCAAAGGUAAACUAAAGGCAUAUGAGUUUUUCAGAGUUAGUUGGAAGACUUCAGGGAAAAUUGUACAGUGAUUCAUCACUGAAACUGAUAAACCUACUCUACAUCUGUGAUUUUAUCAUGAAUGUAUGUAUAUGUGUCCAUGGCCUUUAUAUUUGGGCAGAUCACCACCCUGAACCUUGACAGUCAGAAGAUUUCUAAACUGAUCAGUCUGGAAAAGCUUGUCAACCUCCGUUGGGCCUCCUUAAAUGACAAUGAUAUCUCCAAAAUGAAGGGUCUUGAAUGCUGCUCAAAACUGGAGGAGCUUUCCCUCAACAACAACAACAUCAACACUCUUGAUGGUUAGUCAAACUGUCAUUUUAUAAACUAUCCAGAGUAAAACCCAAAAAGUUGGCUUCAGUAAAAUUUCUACAUCUUCCUUUGCUGUUUCUUCAGGUCUCCCCAAACUUCACUGCCUUAGUAAACUGAGUCUAGAUGGCAAUCAGCUGACUACUUUGGAUGCCUCUGUGCUGGAUCAACUGCCCAACCUGUCCUUUUUGUCUGUGGAGAACAACUGUAUCACUUCCUUGCAUGGCAUCCAGGGAGCCCACUCCCUUCUUGAGUUAUACAUCGGCAACAACCGAAUUUCAACAUCACAAGAUAUCUACUUUUUAAAGGCAAACAGUAGAGGAACAAGGACUGUAUAUUCCAGAGUUCCCAACUUCUUUGACUUUGCUUUGAGAACUUAUUUCUACCUCUUCCAUUUCAGGGAUUGUCGAAUCUCAUCAUUCUUGAUCUUUAUGGGAACCCUUUAUUGGAGCGCUUGGAAAACUAUCGCAUUUAUGUGGUGUUCCACCUACCCUCCCUAAAAGCUCUGGAUGGCACUGCUGUUGUAUGUACCGACAAAAGCAACAAGUUAAACUUAGACGUUGUUGUGGUCAUGAUAAAAUGAUUCGUACUUUUCUUGUUUUCUUCCCAGGAGGUAACUGAGUGUAAAAAGGCGAAGGACAUGUUUUGGGGGAGACUAAACCCUGACAUGGUAGCAGAGAAGCUGGGCCACUCUACCUUCACAAAUGUCACUUUCCUCACAAUGCAGGAUCGCUCUAUAAGGUAAAAACCAGGACAGAAAAACACAUCACGCACCCACUAACUUGCAUCAGUAUAGCUGUUUAAUUUGCUGAAGAGUAAAGGCUUAUUAGAACAGUUUUAUUUCCUCACAGGAUGGUCGAUCUCUCUCCAUCAGAUCAGUUUUGUAGUCUGCUCAGUGUCAACUUGGAUCACAACAGCCUCACCUCUUUCUCAGGCCUCAUAUACCUGCCCAACAUCAAAGUACUAAACACACUAACCGUCAUAUAUCAUUGGGCAGCGUACCUGAGCUUUGUACUUAAACAUGUUUUCUUUACAGGUUCUGAGUCUAAACCAUAACCGUAUAGAGUCCAUCCUACCCAGACAGAAGCCCCAGGCUCGUCUAACAAACAAACAGAUACUCCACAGCAAAGUUCACUCCAGUGGUUACGGCCAGCGGAGUUCAACUAAAAAGAAAGGGUAUCACAUUUUUCACCUCAAAAAUAAAUGUGUUUCUAUAUUUUUUAAGCUAAAAAAAUGAGGAUUGUUAAAAUUUGUAAACUGCCACCAUUAGGGGGCAGCACUGACCAGUCAAUGUAUAAACUGGAGCCUGCCGAUAAAACAGAUCUCUGUUGUAGAGGUUGCUAAACCCCCCCAAAAAGCCCUAAAAGCAUGAUACAAAUCAAGCUUGAGUAAUGAAUAUGAAUGUUUUAUCCUUUCUAGAGAUGCGAUACCAAAAUCCAAAUAACUAGAUCUUUGAUUAUAUAUUUCCAGUUUCUACAUAGUCAUAAUAAAACAGGCAUAAUAGUACAAUGUUUUGGUAUUUUCUUUUAAUAGAAUCCAGUAUAUAAGCAGUGCUGUAACAGCCUUGUAUCUUUACUCUUCCUGUGAUUGCAUUUGGGUAGUCUGCACCUGUGAGGUUAACGGGACAGCAGGAGGGACAAAAGAGAUGCUCAUUUAACCACAGACUGUCAUUCUGUGACUGUUUAAGGGAAACUGGGCCCACUGACAGUCUGGAGCCACUGAUGGGCAGCCUAGAGGAGCUGCAUUUGUGUCACAAUGGCAUCUCCAAUAUGGCCAAUCUGCAGCUCAGCAGGCUCACCAAUCUUAAAUUACUCUUUCUCCAAGGUAUGUAUGGUUGAGGCAAAACGGCGUCCCCACAAAGCCUGUUCAGAGCUCUGUGUAAAGAGCCUGUGAAAAGGCAAACACUGAAAAGUCCCCCAUAGACCUCAGGCCAGGUGGGAGAUGAGACUUAAGAAUAGAACUCCUGACUUUCUUUUCAAUCGCUUUUGAUGGCUUUUGAUGGAGUUUUGCUUUGACGGAGCUAUUUGUCCCACAAAGCCGACCUCACUUGUCCUUUCUUCCCUUUUUUCUUUGGAAUCCUUUCAUAGAUCUCUCCGUAAUUUCAGUGUCUUCUCACCAGAAGAAAAACUAAAUACUGUUUUGCUGUAAAAACAUCCUUUAAUAUUUUUUUUGUGUCUGCAAUUUUCCCUUUUAGUUUGCUGAAAUAAAUAUAAGGCAACUCUUUGGGGUAUCACUCUUGAUGCAUUAAUUAAUAUUUCUCUCUUUCUAGGGAAUGAGAUCAGCCAGGUAGAAGGACUUGAAGGGCUUCACCAGCUGAUGCAGCUUGUGUUAGACAAGAACCGCAUCAAAACUCUGUCUGAAAAAUCUUUUAUCGGGCAGAAUGUUCUGCUAGAGCUGCACCUGGCAGCGAACCGUAUCCAGGAGCUCAACCAUCUUGAUCCUUUGACUGAGCUUCGCAAGCUUUUUCUUGGCAUGAACAAGCUGCAGGUAUUUCACUACAGCAGAGAUUUCUUCACCUGCUGGUGUUAAUUAUGUUUAUAUUCAGAUUUUUAUUAAACGUGCAUUUUCAGAUUUCAAUGAGGCUGCCACAAUAACUCAAACUAAAGCUUUCUUCUGAGGUGACUAGCAAGGUCAUAUUAAUCUUUUGCACAGUUUUUGAUUUUCCGCCAUACCUUAACGUGAUGGUUCAUACACACAAUGUGGUAGGUAUUUAAGAAUGUGUUUCAUUCAGCAUGCAGAAUUACUUUACCCGGCAUUUUCAAAGUAAGACAUGAGCUGUAGUAAUCAUGAAUCAUUACCACCCCACUGUGAUAUGCGAGGGGUAGCACUAAAGAGAAUCAAGUUUGAUUGAAGGUCAGGGCCGCAUGCAUGAAGACAGUCACUAACAAUCAGGGAACGUGUAAUCAGUUCUUCAGUCUGUGUCUCCUUCUCACCAAGGGUGAGUGAUUUGCACUUUGUUUUCUAGUUCCUUCUUUCCUUCACUUUCUUAAUGUUUUCAUGCAUUCGAUUAAGACAUAAAUACAGUAAUCAUCAAAGUGCGACCGGUCUCUCAGUGGGGUUGUCUUUGAAUCGCCGCCAAAUACAGCUGUAAACCUGUGAAUGACCAAAAACACGCCUGAUGCCCUGUUGCGUGCCCAAACUCUUUCAUGAGAUUAACAUGAGCUCACACAUGUAAUCUCUCCUAUCAGCUGCUUCCAUCCUCCCAACACCAAAAUUAUGAGAGGGUCAGCCUUAUUGCAUAUGUCUCCAUAAUCACACAGCAGGUUACAACCAGUGGGCAAAAAGCUUCACUGAAUGGGCAGCAAGCAAAAGUUAAUCUGUGUUUCUUAACUUUUUGCAGGACAUCACAGAGCUUGAAAAACUCGAUGUUCUUCCUUCGCUGUCGGAGCUCUCUGUUCUUGGGAAUCCAGUGAGUAUUACCAGUGUUUGUGCAUCACACAGAUCUUGGAAAAAGUACGUCAAACGGGUUUGUUUGAGCUUUUCCUGCUGAUCAGAAUCUAGUAGCCGUCGGUGCAGGACAGUUUGAACUCUUUCACCGAGAAACAAAGUAUCACAGACAUGCUAACAGGCUCAAUUUUUCAUUUACACAAUCCAGAACACUAUUCCAAUGUAACUUUGAGGUCCCAAAUUAAGCGAUUACAUGAUGGCCCAUCUGCUGUGCCUCAAACUGGCCGGCAUCAGAGACAAAUCCGUGGACCAAAUGGCAGGGCCCUAUUGGCCCAGUUACAUCAUCCAUCUGGAGCUCAUGGAUCAGGUCUCAAUGCAGCCCAUGGCCUCGCUAUCAUCCACAGGAUUCUGCUCAGCUGUGGAAGUCUCCAUAGUCCUCGACCCCAUCCCCCUUUUUCCCAUAGGAGGGGUUAAUUUUGCCAGGAUGUAGAGGUCAACAGCCACCCCAGAGACAAUACCUCCUGCUGUUGGCAGCAUGAGAGCGCUACCUCACCCAUGUUCCCUGGCCAAAGUCUGUCUCCUCAUCUCUGUUGGGCAUCCGUUGGCAUACUCUCACAGUUUUGUAACGCCAGCAGUGCCCUAGAGGAACAUUGAGUUCUAUGAAUGGAAUGGCUCAGUUUUUACGCAGACUGGGGGUCUCCUCAGCUGGGUAAGGCGGACUAUGAUGCUGUCAGCUGGGUCUCUGGAAUAACUGUUUGGAGCACAAUAACUUUGUGAGAAUCUGCAUAGCAGUGUACUCAUUCCAGAUAUCUCUCAGGAUCCACUCAGGAUCCAUGUAAAUAAUUCUGAGUACAAGUCAAUGUCUGCAAUAUUGAUCAGUGUUUUUAUUUUAAUUAAACAAGUGCUUCUUUCUCUUCCAGGUGGCCAAAAAAUCUCUCCACAGACCAGCUGUGGUGCUCCGUCUGUCCUCCCUUCAGGUCCUGGAUGGAGUAAUGGUCACCCCGGCAGAGAGAACACGGGCUGAACUUCUCAGUGCUGAUCCAACAGUGAGGGUUGCAUACAUUAUAGAUACUCUCACAGAAACACUCACACACAUAUGAAUAACAAUUAUGCAGAAAAGGACUUUGUUUUUAGUUAAAAAGAGGUCAAGUCUGCAGAUUUUUAUGGUUGGUAUUAAGGAGAGUUUUAUAAAUUCUCAGACUCUCUCUGUAGUCCAGCAUGACACUGACCCACAGAUGAAGAAAAAACUGUUUGCAUAAAGCUCAUAAUAGGCCUGAUCAUGUAAGAUAUAGUCCAACUGAAAAAAACAGAAUGCCAACAACCAAAAAGCAGCCAUGAAAUAGAGAGAAAAUCCUGGAUCAAACUCUUUUAGUCUGACUGAUUUGACGUUCAUGUAAUGAGAGACAGAGGCAGUAAUUCUCCUUCAGCUCUGAAUUAAAAGCAGCCUAAGCUUGCUGGCAUCAUCCUGCUGAUUAGAUGAAAUGUGCCCGGCCGAUAAUGCACCAGUGGAUUUACCCCCUAUUAGCCGGGUCAACACGACCCCCUCUGCUUGUUAAUCGCAGAUGUGGAAAUGACAGAGCAGAGAUACUGGGUUUCCUCAUUAAAACAAAGAAAAAAUCAUCAGUGCUACCUCAGACAUCACCCUCAACUCAUGCCUGAAUACAUUUUUUAACACGACCAUUGUUGUCCAGAGGGAACAAUUACAUAUAAGAAUCAUAUUUAAUACAUUUUAAGCAUCACCUGAGUUUUUGCUAUGUUUUUUUCUUCUUCUCUUUUUUGUUUGUGGUAUGCCUUGGAUAGUUGCUUCAUUUCCCUGAAGUGUAUAUUCAAUAUUUCUCUUUAAGCUGUGUCCAGAAUACCUCAGAGCUUCUGGACCCCCUCUUCUGCCUUGUAAACCCCUUCUUGGAGCAAGUGGUGUAAGUGCAGGACCACAGAGCUCUAUACAUAGGCACGAUACCCUACCAAAUAACAUGGAGGAGGCUCGAUACGACAUGGACUCGAGUAAGUGUGAUAUUUUUCCUUACGGGGAUCAGAGGUCUCUUUAAGAUGAUAGAGCAGUAAAUCAAGAUUUACAUAAACAUAGCCUUUUUUGAGUAAUACUACAGAAAUAGGAGUCUAAUUCAACAAUUACCAGACUACUGUUGUGUUGAAAGUUAAAUAAAGGUUUAAAGCUCCUUGCUUUGGCUCUGUAACCCACACCCUUGUAUCUAUUCUUAAUCCAGACAAAAGGAACAAGCAUGUAAAUGCUCAAAUCGCCCAAACUGACAUAAACUUCAGACAACUUCAAAUAAAAGGCAUCAGCCUGCCAACACCUGGUCUUCAUUCUGAUAGGAAUAGAGCCAUCAUCACUCAUACCAACCAGGAGCAAGACAGCAGGUGGGUUAUCAAAAAUAAAGAGUUAUUUUAUGUGUUUUUGUAAUAUGAAAGAUCUGUUCAAAAGAUUAGACUACAUAUGACUAUUUUUUUUUGUUUUGUAUUUAAGAUUUCCAAAUGAUGGCAAACAUCCUCCUAUGUAGCAGCCUGAAGCAGUUGAACAUGUGCUGACACUUGUCAAUCAAAGCCAAAGGGAAAGAUGACUCAUACAACAGUCAUCACUUUGUUUAUUAUAUUUCACAGGGCUUGAGGACAUUAUAUCGUCAGUAUGUGUUUUUCUCUGCAUAAUUUGAUUUAUGCAUUUUAGGGGAGAAAAUGGGUUAAUUCAAGUCAAAAUUUUAUAUAUUGUCUUCCUAUGUUAGAAGCCAAUAAAUUACUUGUAUACGUCUUGGAAUUUCAGUGUAAAAUAAAGCAUAUUUCCAGCUACAGACAA
Xyrichtys novacula (pearly razorfish) is the source of this 14215-nucleotide messenger RNA. The record is from the annotation of a GenBank genome assembly. Lineage: Eukaryota; Metazoa; Chordata; Actinopteri; Labriformes; Labridae.